Messenger RNA from Chionomys nivalis (European snow vole), 5484 nucleotides. RefSeq lists its product as uncharacterized. Bases 2899 to 4884 code for a protein of 661 amino acids. NCBI's taxonomy places the organism in Eukaryota, Metazoa, Chordata, Mammalia, Rodentia, Cricetidae. The record is from RefSeq and is a predicted model, not a curated record. The transcript has 3 exons.
AUUGGUUCAUUUCCUCCUAUGACCUCACUGGAGCCAUUGUGAGGAGUUGCAGACUCUGCCCACAUGAGGCCCUGGCUGGGGCUUCUCACUCUGCAGAGAAGCUGUAGCUAGGUUGUUUGCAGAGUUGUUGAGCUCAGACUUUGAUUAACAUAAACCUUGAUAUUACUGAUCUACGAAAACAGACGCUGUUCAUUUGCUUUGACAUCCAAACAGUGAGUUUGCUUCCCAGGUUGUUGGUUUUGAUUUUUGUCUCUGAGGUGGUUCUUGUCUUAAUUUGUGCUUUUCAUUCAGUUUCUUCUGACUAGUCCCAUAUUUCUAUUCUUAAACAUGGUUCCUUGAUAUUUUUAAAUAUAUUUUUUCUGGUUUUCAAAGUUUAUUAGUAUGGACAAGCUGUAAAAGCCAUCUAUUUCAUCACCAUGUAGAUGUUUAUCACAUCUACCUGUGCCCUCUAUUAUCUCAUAAAUCCUUUGAAGCACUUAAAUGCUCAUCCACCCUGGUAACUAUCUUCCACACUUGCUAUGUUGCACCCCAACGCCCUGCAAAAAAGACCAAAAACUGUCAUGUGUACCAUGAGGUACAGUCCAUUUCAUUACAGCAUCCCAGUGUCGGGGAGGGCUGGCAUCCUUUAGAUGAGCAUCUAUAUGAGUUUUAGACAAAGGAAUGGAAUAUGUGAAGUGUGGAGACAAUGUCUGUAGUCGUCAGAAUACUUAGAGAACUUUAGUAUCCUAGUGCAAAGGGCGUUGGGACAGACCAUGGGUUCAUUCUCUAACUAGUCCAUACCCGUGUCCCUAGCAAAGGUCAGCACAGAGUUGCUGAGUCUGUUCACCUUGUUACUAUGGCACUUGUUACCUUGUUACCAUGUUACCUGCUUACUAUGUUCUUAAAGUCAAAGUGUCCUGCUCAGGUUUGAUAGGAAUGGUCUCACACCUUCUCACAUGUCUGAAUGCCUGGGUUCUAGCAGGAGGUGCAGUUUGGAGAAAUCAUAAAAGCCCAGGGCCUCAGGAGAAAUUGGGUGACUGGAUGCACCAUGGACCUGCCAAAGGCAUGUACCCAACUGCUUCAGACGUAUCUUCCCAAGUCCCCAGCUCCUCAUCUGCCAUCCCUCCCUGUCCCCUGAGAGCCUAAGAGGAGGGUUACCCUUUGUCAUGUAAGAUGUAUCUUGUUGAGGGAUUUGCUCAUAGCCUUGACAAAAGUUAUGCAGUCCCUGGAGCAGGGUAGAGAAUCACCUUUUGGUCUCUUUGCUGUUACUGGUCCAUUCCUUACUGUGAUAUCACAAAAAGCCUUUGUGAGAAGUUAUUGAAAUCUCUUCCUAUAAGGCCCUGCAGCCGACUGCGGUUUGUCUUGAUGCUGCAGAGAAACUCUUGUUGGAUAGAGAGCACCGGACUUCUACACUUGACCUGAUAAACUGGAAUCUCCUAAUGUCUUGGACCUUGACAUUGGGAGAUUUCCUCUUUGUUGGCUGGAUUUUGUGUUCAGUUGUUCUUUUUGAUACAUACACUCAAUGCUUUUUGUUGAGGCACAGAUUUCUGCUUAUGUGUUCAUUUCAUUUAAUUGUUCCAUUUAAAUUUUUUGCCAUGUUUUACUUUGGUUUCAUUUUUCUUAUUUUAAACGAUAUCUGUAUGAAAUAAAAAAUCCUUUGUAACACUUCUAUAGAUAUAAACAGUGACCUGGGAUCAUUUUCAUCUGCCUGUGACAUUACAGCUGCCCCUUGUGUGUGCCCCAAAGUUCCCCAUUUCAAUUAAAGUUCAAGCUACUGAUCCAUAGCUCUAGUCACCAUUUCUCUGGAACUGGAAGGGGGAGGGCGUUGCAGUGCAAAGCUCAUGUCUAUUUCUUCUUCAGAGAAUGACAAAAGUUGAUGUUUUGUGGCCAAGUGUGGACCUCUUCACUUGAUCUCCUUACAUGCUUGCUAGUUUCCCCAUAGAACUGUCCUAGGAUUCCCGUUGAACUCUCUGUGAACAGGAAACAUCCUAGCUGUCAUGUAUUGUUUGAACUUGUGUGAAGAAGCAAGGAAUCUGAUAACAGAUGUACAAGUGGAUAUUCCUCAGAACAUCGGAGUAUACUCAAGCCUGUGUGUGUGUGUGUGUCUUGUUGUUGUUGUUGUUAUGGGCUAAGCCUCAGGGUUAUACUGUUUUUCAAGACCGUGUUUGCAAUGAUCUUUCCUAGUAUCUUUUUGAAGCUACCUGACGAACACUGGUCUCCGCUAUACGGAAAGACCCAUCAUGCACUCUGUUGGUCCUGGGAUGUCCUUGCUAGCAGAAGUUGUGUUUCUCUUUCCAUGUCAUCCCUAAAUUGAUUAUAUUGUAUGUUUUGUAACAUCCAGACUUGAUCUUCACGCCCAGGGUGGAGUAUCUGGAAGGCAGCAAGUGCUAUGUAGGUUUGAUAACAUCUUAUCAAUGUGAGUGUCUCUUUUAUGACUCAAGAAAUCUCUUGCUUACAGGGAUAUCAACUCUGCAGUCAGUUCACAUCACACACGCAGGGCUCCCUAGGUCCUGCUUGUCCUUUCAUUCCUCAUGUCUUGUCUCACAUUUCAAGAAUUUGAAUCUUCUCUCUGGGUGACGCAGGUCAAGGGUUUCUCAGACUUCAUCCUUUCAAAUCACCAGAUCUUUGCUUUGAUCUUUGUUUCUUUGGCCUUUGAUUCUGACUCUAAGAGACCACUUAUUUCAUCUCUGAGGUUUCUCAUGCUUUCUCAUAACUGCUUUGGGGUUUGGGUUGGCGUUUAUUUUCUUUUUAACCUCUGACCCCAAUAUGUAUCAUAAGGAGGUUUGAGAUAGCUAAUUUUUUGAUGAUUUUCAUGAUGUAGACAUUGAGAGCCAUAAACUUCUCUUCUAGACCUGGUUUUGUCUUUUACCUUCUAGAAUCUUGUGGUGGUCCCAGCCCCCACCUGUCAGGGUGGGGGCCAUGGAGGAGGAGAAAACGGAAAACCUGUGGCAUAAGAGCUGGCCGGGUUUUUCGGCCCCACAGAUUUAUUCUGAGGAGAUGGAAAGUACGUCAUCAUAUGAAACUGUCCUUGACAGUGAGUUAGAGGAGGACUACUUCUCCUGCGUAGAGGAUUUAGACAUGGAGGAUGACAGCGGAGAGGCUGAGAUCCAGGAGAAGGGCAGCAUCACCAUCCAGUCAGGCCUCCAUCUGCUCUGUGCCCUGCACCAGAGGGAAGACCCUGAAGAAAAUAUGGGCCCUAGCCCAAGCCAAAGCGAAGUAAUUGAAGACACCAUUGGUGCUCCCCUCAGCCAGGGAUUAGUCCCUGAGGUCAGCAUGGGCACUGGCCCCAGCAGGGAUACUGACUCCAAGACAGGCCAUGGCCCAAGCCAGGGCAUAGACAUUUAUGAAACUGGUUAUUGUGCUCCCGAGAGCCAGAAUACAGUGCCCAAUGUCAGCACGGGCACUGGCCCCAGCAGGGAGAGUGAGGGCACCAUAGGCCAUGGCCCAAGCCAGGCCAUAGACAUUGACAAAACCGGUUAUUGUGCUCCCGAGAGCCAGAAUACAGUGCCCAAUGUCAGCACGGGCACUGGCCCCAGCAGGGAGAGUGAGGGCACCAUAGGCCAUGACCCAAGCCAGGGCAUAGACAUUGACAAAACCGGUUAUUGUGCUCCCGAGAGCCAGAAUACAGUGACCAAUGUCAGCACGGGCACUGGCCCCAGCAGGGAGAGUGAGGGCACCAUAGGCCAUGGCCCAAGCCAGGCCAUAGACAUUGACAAAACCGGUUAUUGUGCUCCCGAGAGCCAGAAUACAGUGCCCAAUGUCAGCACGGGCACUGGCCCCAGCAGGGAGAGUGAGGGCACCGUAGGUGAUGAAUCAAGCCAGGCCAUAGACAUUUAUGAAACCGGUUAUUGUGCUCCCGAGAGCCAGAAUACAGUGCCCAAUGUCAGCACGGGCACUGGCCCCAGCAGGGAGAGUGAGGGCACCGUAGGUGAUGAUCCAAGCCAGGCCAUAGACAUUUAUGAAACCGGUUAUUGUGCUCCCGAGAGCCAGAAUACAGUGACCAAUGUCAGCACGGACACUGGCCCCAGCAGGGAGAGUGAGGGCACCGUUGGUGAUGAUCCAAGCCAGGCCAUAGACAUUUAUGAAACCGGUUAUUGUGCUCCCGAGAGCCAGAAUACAGUGACCAAUGUCAGCACGGGCACUGGCCCCAGCAGGGAGAGUGAGGGCACCAUAGGCCAUGGCCCAAGCCAGGUCAUAGACAUUGAUGAAACCGCUUAUUGUGCUCCUGAGAGCCAGAAUACAGUGCCAAAUGUCAGCACGGGCACUGGCCCCAGCAGGGAGAGUGAGGGCACCGUAGGUGAUGAUCCAAGCCAGGCCAUAGACAUUUAUGAAACCGGUUAUUGUGCUCCCGAGAGCCAGAAUACAGUGCCCAAUGUCAGCACGGGCACUGGCCCCAGCAGGGAGAGUGAGGGCACCGUAGGUGAUGAUCCAAGCCAGGCCAUAGACAUUUAUGAAACCGGUUAUUGUGCUCCCGAGAGCCAGAAUACAGUGACCAAUGUCAGCACGGACACUGGCCCCAGCAGGGAGAGUGAGGGCACUGUAGGUGAUGGUCCAAGCCAGGGCACAGAAUUUGAUAUAAGCUCUGGUGGUCCUGUGCCUCCCUGUCUGUACCCUGAAGUCAUCAUUAUCCCUGGCCCCCCCUGGGAGAGUGAGGAGUCCCUGAACACUCCCCUGAGCCACAGGGAAGCAUGUGAAGAUACUGAGGGCAUUCUGCCCAGCCCAAAUGAAGACAACUUGCAUGGUGAGGAAAACCAGAACCCAGACAGGAGGAGGAGAUGGCGCCUCAAAGGGGUGAGGAGGCAAAUCCGCCGUCUCUGCUGCUGUUUCUUCUGUUGUCUCCUCACCUCAACGGAAGAAGCCCCAACCCCCAGGUCUGAAGAACAGGCCUGGGGCCAUGGUUCUUAAACCAUGGGUCUCGUUCGGCCUGGUGUGGCCUACCAGCCACAAGAGGGGGCCAGGCCAGAACAUUAUAGAGCAUUGUACCCAAAAUCAUCACGCCCAGUGACACAUGCUGUGACUCAUAAGGACAAGCUCUGUACCCCUCCUCUCCCUGCAGUGGGAGCUGUUAGCUCCCUUAAGAUGACUCUACUGAAAAUCAUGGGUCGCUUGAACCUAUGAAGAACAGCGGGGUAACCUGUUGUAAGCGCCCUCUCUGGGAUAACAUGUCAACUUAUAGCUUUGUGUGGCAGCAUUUCCAAUGAUGCCAUGGUGGUAUGGAACCCACUGUCACUUUUCACUUGAUGUUGGCACAUCAGGACUAUGUUCUACUCUUAAGAACAUAUCCCAGGCCUAAAAGAGAAAUUUCUCUGUUUAUUAUUUCAUUAUUCAAUAAAUAAAUUCCUCACUUUAUUAAAUGUUGACUUGAUUUUUAUCCUGACCCGUGGGGCAGUAUUAUACAGGCCCUACAUUGUAUGGCAGCCAAACUUACAAGCCAGCUCAUACCUGGCCACAGGGAAGGUGGUCACAUGACUUCCAGACAGGAUGUCGCCAUCCUCAAAAGAUUAG